Panthera uncia (snow leopard) is the source of this 2820-nucleotide messenger RNA. It is a transcript of the gene SLC37A1, whose product is annotated as solute carrier family 37 member 1. Bases 288 to 1889 code for a protein of 533 amino acids. Lineage: Eukaryota; Metazoa; Chordata; Mammalia; Carnivora; Felidae. Gene Ontology annotation, cellular component: endoplasmic reticulum membrane. Gene Ontology annotation, molecular function: glucose 6-phosphate:phosphate antiporter activity. Gene Ontology annotation, biological process: glucose-6-phosphate transport; phosphate ion transmembrane transport. The transcript is spliced from 21 exons. The record is from RefSeq and is a predicted model, not a curated record.
GAGUGCGGACGGGGCGCGCCCACAGGUCCGCCCAGCUCCCUUUCUCGGAAUGGCCGGCCCCGCCCCGCUCUCCAGCCCGGCGACUGCUGCCCGCGGAACCCGUGCCUACUAGAGCCGAGCCUCUGCUGGACGGAAGAGGGCCGGCGAGAACCAGCAGGACGCCUCGGCGCGCUUUCCAGUCCGCGUGAGCCGCAGCGGCCAGAGGGAAAUCCUUGGAGCCGGGGUCAGGAGCCUGUUGAGGAAGCAUCCUGCCUUGUGACCGGAGCUCCGUGGUCAGAGCGGCGUAAAUGGCUCCCCUCCCUGCCGGCAUCCGCUUCAUCAUCUCCUUCUCCCGGGACCAGUGGUACAGAGCCUUCAUUUUUGUUUUGACAUUUUUGCUGUAUGCCAGUUUCCACUUAUCCCGAAAGCCUAUCAGCAUAGUGAAGGGUGAGCUCCACAGGUACUGUGCCGCACUGAACGAGGGGGACGUCGGAUUCAGCAGCCAGAGCCAGAGGGCCAGUGACACCCCCCGCCAGCAGCCACCAGACAACGAGACUGACUGCAGCUGGGCCCCGUUCGACCAGGACAACUACCAGCAGCUGCUCGGGGCCCUGGACUACUCGUUCCUGUGCGCCUACGCCAUCGGCAUGUACCUGAGUGGCAUAAUAGGGGAACGCCUGCCCAUUCGGUAUUACCUAACUUUUGGGAUGCUGGCCAGUGGUGCUUUUACCGCCCUGUUUGGAUUAGGGUAUUUCUACAAUAUCCACAGUUUCGGCUUCUACGUGGUAACUCAGAUCAUCAACGGACUGGUGCAGACCACUGGCUGGCCCAGCGUCGUCACCUGCCUUGGCAACUGGUUCGGAAAAGGAAGGCGAGGUUUGAUUAUGGGGGUCUGGAACUCCCACACGUCCGUGGGCAACAUUUUGGGGUCCUUGAUUGCCGGCUACUGGGUGUCCACGUGCUGGGGCCUGUCCUUCGUCGUGCCCGGGGCCAUUGUGGCAGCGAUGGGGAUCGUGUGCUUUCUCUUUCUCAUCGAACAUCCCAAGGACAUCGCCUGCUCUUCCUCCCUGGUGGCGCAUUCGAGGGGCCACGAGAACGGCGCACACAGAUUCAGGCUGCAGAAGCAAGUCUUCGCGGACGACGAGAACAAGCCCCUGGACCCCGAGAUCCAGUGCCUACUGCUGUCAGACGGAAAGCACCCGGUCCAUCAGAGCCACGUCGUCGUCCUCCCGGCCGACGGCGGGGGCGGCAUGGCCGCCAUCAGCUUCACAGGGGCCUUGAGAAUCCCCGGUGUGAUCGAGUUCUCUCUGUGUUUGCUGUUUGCAAAGCUGGUCAGCUACACCUUCCUGUUUUGGCUCCCGCUCUACAUCACCAGCGUGGAUCACCUUGAUGCCAGACAAGCCGGGGAGCUCUCCACCCUGUUUGACGUGGGUGGGAUCUUCGGUGGGAUCCUGGCGGGCGUGAUCUCAGAUCGACUGGAGAAGCGGGCCUCCACCUGUGGCCUGAUGCUUCUGCUUGCGGCCCCCACGCUCUACAUGUUCUCCACCAUCAGCAGAAUGGGCCUAGAAGCCACGAUAGCCAUGCUGCUGCUCAGCGGGGCCCUGGUCAGCGGGCCGUACGCCCUGAUCACGACCGCCGUGUCCGCCGACCUGGGCACGCACAAAAGUCUCAAAGGAAACUCCCACGCCCUCGCCACCGUGACCGCCAUCAUUGACGGGACCGGGUCUGUAGGAGCCGCCCUGGGCCCCCUGCUGGCUGGGCUCCUCUCCCCGUCUGGAUGGAACAACGUGUUCUACAUGUUGAUGGUUGCAGACGCCUGUGCCUUACUGUUACUGAUUCGUCUCAUUCACAAGGAGCUGAGCUGCCCGGGGUCAGCGGCCGGGGACCAGGUUCUGUUCAAGGAACACUGACCGCCGAGUCCCCUGGAGGGAGGCGGGCCCGUCCUUCACCAACGGUCUGUCAAGGGAAAGUUCAAAUAAAGGAUCCUGUGUUGGAAAGAAUGAUUGACCCUUGCCUUUUGCACACACACCUGGAAAAGACACAAAAGCCGCCUUGAGAAGUCCAGCUGCCGUUUCAGGCGAGCCGUGGGGCUCAGCACCGCGGACAGGAGGCGCGUGGGAAGUGCCCUCACCACGGCGGAGCCGGGGGACACGUGGCUGGGCGGGCGGGUCCCCGGCGGGUGGCACUCAGGUCAGCCCGAGUCUCGGGCGCUCCAGCCUAGGACUUUAGAACGGGCGCGUGUCGCGCCGGCAGGGACCUUGAUGUCACCUGAACGGGCCGUGUCGGGAACCCGAUGCCGCAGCGGGCGCGAGAACGCAGCCAGCACGGAGCCCAGACUCUGGGAGGACAGAAGAAACCUGAUGCCGGGUCAGAAACCAGACCUCAGGGCCCUCAGGUCUCCCACAAGACUUGCCGCCACCGCCCCCUGCUCCUCACCGGCCUGGAGAAUUGUCCACGAGUGAGCAGCCGCGAGGCCAUCGGCCUGCCCGUCGAGGGCCCUGGGAACACCAGGCCCGAACCCCUGGAUGAGUCUGCCAGCUGAGCGCCAGGGUGGCCACUGCUGCUGGUCCCUGCGGGGCUCGGGGAGGACGUGGCCGGGGUGGGCGGGCCUGGUGCAGUGAGUCACCGCGACACGCCAGGCGCCUGGAACUGUCUCUAGCCCCGCGGCACCAGCGUGGGGUUAUUUAAGAUGUGCUGUGUGUUCUAGAAAUCCAAGAAAAUAAAUGGCAUUUUGUUAUUUAUUAAGACGAACUCUGAUUGUUUUUGGCCAUUUGUCUUCCCAGUUGUUGCCUAGCAGAAUACUUGUCUGCUCUUUGAAAUAAAAUGGUUUUUUAAAGCUUA